Messenger RNA from Cloeon dipterum, 6492 nucleotides. RefSeq names its product homeotic protein spalt-major-like. Gene Ontology annotation, cellular component: nucleus. Gene Ontology annotation, biological process: regulation of transcription by RNA polymerase II. Gene Ontology annotation, molecular function: RNA polymerase II cis-regulatory region sequence-specific DNA binding; DNA-binding transcription factor activity, RNA polymerase II-specific; zinc ion binding. The coding region runs from base 157 to 5130 and encodes 1657 amino acids. The transcript has 17 exons. The record is from RefSeq and is a predicted model, not a curated record. Lineage: Eukaryota; Metazoa; Arthropoda; Insecta; Ephemeroptera; Baetidae.
CGGCUGCUGGCAGAGCCGUAGUCAGGUCUGGAGCAGAGUUAUGAGCAGGUCGGUGGUUCGAUUGGCAGUGUUUUGACCAGUGGCCAUGCCGAGGCCCAGCCUGGAGGCGGCCGGGGGCCGUGGGGGCCGCUUCUCCGUCUCCGUCUGAGCCCCGAGAUGCCCCGCAAAAAGAUGGCAGCCGACGGCAGCGAUUCGCAGUCGCCGCGAGGACCUGACGCCGCCCUGGACCACCAGAUGCCUCCUCAGGGUCCACCUUCGCACCCAGGUCCGAGCACAGAGUCUUCCGCGGCUUCGCACGACGCAUCGGAUCUGAGGUAUCGGCACAAGAAGUUCAAAAAGAUGGCCACUGCGUCGCCGUCACCGCCACCAGCCGCCGCCGUGGCGGCGGCCAACGAGGGCCCAGUGAACGGGUCCGGCCGGUACGUGUGUCCGUACUGCCAGAUGGCGUGCGCCAAACCCAGUGUGCUGCAAAAGCACAUCCGAGCGCACACCAACGAGCGGCCCUUCCCUUGCAGACCCUGCGGAUUCGCCUUCAAGACCAAGAGCAAUCUGUACAAACACUGUCGGUCCCGGACGCACGCGAUCAAGGCUGGCGAGCCGGAAGGGAUGGACGAGGACGUCGAGGAGCCGGUCGACUCGGACGACGAGCCCAACCCGCGGCCGUACAAACCCAAGUUCCAGGGCCAGUGUCCCCCUGGCAGUCCAGAGUUCCUGCAGCGACACAUCAGCAAGAUAAUCAGUGAGAACCAAGCCAUCGUGGACACCGUGGAUCCGCUCUGGUCCCGACGCUAUCACAGAAAUCAGUCCAGUCCGGCUACCGAACAAAAGACUGCCGGGUACUUCCUCUUCCCAAAUUCGCAGGACUCCCGUCUCGAAACGCGCACGUCUGUGCCUGCUUUCAGGAGGACCGUGGACAACCCGAAAACUCCCCGACUGGCCCACGCACUGACUCGGCCCAAGGAGGAGGGUUCCGAGCCGCUGAACCUGAGCGUGAGCAGCCCCCAGAGGCGGCGCAGUGACGGUGCCGCCAACAACGGCUUGAUCCUCUUAAGUCCGGCCCCCAAAAUAGCCCGCCUCGCUUUCGACAAUUGUCAGCACCACCCCCAGAAUCCUGAGGGAUCCAUCAUCAAGGAUCUGCUGCUGAAAACCGGCCGGGGUGCCGAAGUGGCCGAGCUUCUUGGCGGCGAUGCCAAUCCGGCUCUCUUCAUGGAGACGGCCAGCGCCUCGGAGGCGGCUGCCGCUUAUUUUUGUGACCUCUGCAGAACACCCUUCAGGAGCUCUGAAACGAUGGAGGUCCACCAGCGCUUUUACUGCAAACGCCUGCACGAUUCGAGCAGGAAGAACAGCCAGUUGCACCACGAUGCUGCCAAACUUGUCGCUGCGUUAGAACUGGCCGCCUUGGCCACUCCGCCUCCCUUUCCUUCACCAGGCCCCUUGCUUGGCUCCACUCCUCUGGUUGGAGGCUACAAUGAACCUCCGGCGACCAAAAGGCCCCGUCUAUCAAACGAAGAGAGGCCACCCUCGACUGCUAGUUUACGCUCCCUAGAGGAGCUCUCCCGCUCACCCCGGCCUAUGCAAAUGUUUGGAGGAAAGGUUCACAUUAACGACGGUCACGAGCAGAAAACAAUGAUCAUCGACCCGUGCAGACCAAAUUCAGGAGCGUCCAUGCUGCCUGAUCAGCAGCCAUGCUCUACUGGUCGCAGCUCGCCAACCAGCAUUACCAUUUCGCGGUGCAACCUCAACUCCGGCGGCACAAUAGUUCAAAUGUCAACGAGCGCGCCGCAGCAGUUAGCGCCCAAUCCGUCGUCGAUGACGCUGGUGCCGGACCAGCAGAUCAUGGCAGCCGUGUCGCGCCCCAUUGUGCCCAAGAUCACGGCCCCGAAUCUCACUCCGACGCUGCACACUUCGUUCCUCACCUACAACCCCCUCACAUUGACCGCAGCCGCAAACUCCACAAGCAGGCGACCCUCGUCAUCAGACGCUGGGGUUGUCACCAUUCUGCACGGCGGCCGCGAGAUUCCCUACGUCCCGGGCAUGCCCGGUCCACAGAGUCUAGUGGAGACGCGGCCCCUAGACCUUGUGUGCGGUCCACCAGCCAAGCCAGACAUUCCUAUUAAAGCGACGCAAACAACGCCUCCGCCGUUGCAGCCCAUCAAGACCGUUGUUUCCGUCGCCCCUGCCGCCGCACCUUUGCCACCACCUCCGCCGGCCUCGGAGAGCCAGGUAGAGAUGGAGGAGGAAGCCCCCAAGCCCAAGUUCCUGCGGCCGAAUUCGCUGCCCCUGAAGCCAGGCACGUUCGCGCCAAAGCGGCCCCUGCUGACCUCUCUGGCGGGCACCACGCUGGUCAGCCCCGAAACGCCGCGGCCGCGCAAGUCGUACGGCCAACUCUAUUUGAAUGGCCACGCGUACACCUACCUGGGCCUCAAGUGUUCAACCAGGGUGUUCUACUGCUGCCUCACGCAGCCGCAACCCAUGUACGUGCCACAGAGCACCGACCCCAAGCUCUCCAUGUACUCCAACUGGCGGGUGCUGUCGCCGUCGGCCGACCCGCCCGAGAUGGCCCCCGCGCAGGCCAUGGCGCUCUACGACUCGAGGCACAGGCCCAACAAGUACUCGAUCGCCAGCACCAGGCCGCAGGCGCUCGUGGUCACGCACUCGUCCCAGUGGGACGCUGGCAGGAAGACUGACAGUGCGGAGGCCAACUCUUCAAAACCUGGUGAUCUGAAACAAGGCAGAGAGCAAAAUUCGAUAUCUGGCGAGCAGCAACCUAAGCGAGUUAAAAUUUUUGCCGGAGGAUUUGAAUCAAAUGAAGAGUACACAUACGUUAGAGGAAGAGGACGAGGGAAGUACGUUUGCGAAGAGUGCGGUAUAAGAUGUAAAAAACCAUCCAUGCUCAAGAAACAUAUCAGAACGCACACAGACGUGCGGCCGUUCACAUGUAAACACUGCAGCUUCAGUUUCAAGACUAAAGGAAACCUGACUAAACAUAUGAAGUCGAAGGCGCACUACAAAAAGUGCAUGGAAAUGGGAAUCAUGCCAGUACCAACUGUUGUUGAGGACAGCAACAUUGAUGAAGAGCUCCUCUUAAGACAGCAACAACUGCGAGUGGAGAGAGGUGGUGGACCUGACUCUGAAUCUGAGGAGGAUGAAGAUGACGACGAUGACGAUGAAGACGAAGAUGACGAUGAAGUGAUGCAAAUCAGUGACAUUGACGCAGGGCAAAGAGAGGCGGCGUGCAGUCUCCUGUCCCUGGCCGAACAGCCUGUUGGUCUCAUCCCCAUCUCAGCGCGUCCCUCAACAUACCCCUACUCAAGCGGGCCAACCUGCACGACCACCACCAUCACCACUGCGGCACGAACGCCAACAAUUUCGUCAGUCAGCGCGCAUUCAGAACGAGAAAAGGUGAGCCGCAACACGCGACUGCUGACUCUGGACCUAAAAGGAACUGCGGCACCCUCAGGGGGCGGCGACAGAUACUACUUCCCUUCGAAACGGGAUGAGACGGCGGCAGCAGCCGCGUCACCACCAGGCGCCACUCCACCGCCGAUGGACCUGAGCAGGCCGGCCCCAGUGACGCCGGUGCCUGACUCGGCCGCCUUGCUGGCCGCCCUCUGCAGCACAGUGGAGCGACUGCCAGCCGGCCGGCUGGGUCAUGGUCCGACGGCCGCACCACCUGACAUGCUGCACGCGUACCUGACCGAGAAAGCGCUGCAGGACGUGCGCAUCAAGCAGCACCAGGUGCACAAGUGGCGCGACGCAAACGCUGCCGCCACCGCUGGCACGCCGACCACGCCACUGGCCUCGCCCGCGGCCGCCCCCUCCCUCCUCACGCCGACAUUGGCAACCAACCUGUCGGCCAUGCUGCUCAACUCUCCGAUGAAGGAGCCCGAGCAGCCGCCACCACUGCUCGCAGCCGUCAAGCCUGAGAACCUCAACAAGGCCGCCGCCAUCGGCCAGCAGCACAUGGCCGCCGCCGCGGCCAUCGCAGCGACCAGGGGCUCUCCACCAAAGUCAGCAAGCCCAGGAAAGCCUAAGGCAGAGUUCAUGCCGCCGGCUGGUGGACCUGGCAGCAAUUACGGAAGGUUAGACAAAAAUUUGACUGAAGAUGGCAAGAGCCAGUGUGCGAUCUGCAACAAAGUGUUCUCAAAGCCAAGUCAGCUGCGUCUGCACGUGAACAUCCACUACUUCGAGAGGCCAUUUAGAUGCGAGUCAUGCGCUGUUUCAUUCCGAACAAAAGGCCACUUGCAAAAACACGAGCGUUCCGUCAGUCAUCAGAAUAAGGUGAGCAUGAAUUCGACCUUUGGCAUGCCCACAACUGAGAAUCCGCGGCCGUUUAAAUGCGAAGACUGCAAAAUCGCCUUCCGCAUCCACGGCCACCUCGCCAAGCACCUGCGCUCUAAAAUGCACAUCAUGAAGCUUGAAUGUCUGGGCAAACUUCCGUUCGGCACCUACGCUGAGAUGGAGCGCUCAGGCAUCAACCUCAACGAAAUUGACACCACAGAUUGCGACAACUCACUCGAAAGUUUGCAGAUUUUGGCGCAAAAGAUUUACGACAAGGACCCGUCCAAGCUGCAGCAGUGGGACCGCAGGAGGACGACCAGCGAGUCCUCAGAAGACAUGAUGGAGGAGUCUGGUGAGAGCUACAUGGGACCUGGGCAGAGCCACUCAAAUCAGGUCGGCUCUUCGGCGGCCGAUGGCGGCGUCAUGAAGCAGAGACUGAUGUCCGGCUCUGACUACGAUGAGUGCUCUGAAGGCGAGCCGGACGGCGGCCACGAGGGGAUGCACUUCAAGUGUCCCUUCUGCGAGCAGUCCUUCCCUGCUGUCAACUCGCUGAACAUGCACAUCUUCAUGGACCACGGCUCGCACGGCGAAGCUACCGUUGAGCAGCUGGACAAAUACAGAAACAAAAUUGAUUCAGGCCCUAGUCAGAUGUUCAAGUGUGACCUGUGUGGCAUCAUCCUUCCUACUCUUGACUCCCUCCACAAGCACGUCGCGUCACACUCUCAACCACGGCCUUUUGUGUGCAAAUACUGCGACGCCGGCUUCACGUCCAAGACUCACCUGAUGCAGCAUCUGGCCCUGCACCAGGCAGGGGCGGCCUUCAACGGCCCCCUGGCUGCCCCCAACUAGGCCCCCCGCGAAAGAGUGAUUUUGACUUGUACCUCAAUGUUUUGUGUCUUCCUCUCGCUGCCAUCGCUGAUUUACACACACUCAUAACUAUCGUUGUUAUCGUUUGAGACUUCUUAGCUGUACAUUUGUUGGACGACGAGAAAGAAAGCUCCACCGGGGCCUCCAGUGCGAGGUGGACAUAUCAGUUAUCGCUUUCGUUGAACGCGGUCGUUGCUAGUUUACAAGACUAAGGAAGCAAUUUAGACGUGACUCGUGGGACUUGCACUUUCCCGAGUUCUGUUCAACACAAAUUCGGGUUGCCUUGAGUUAGUUGAGAAAAAUCACCUGUUAUUACGUUUCAGUAGUGUUAAGUGUUUAAUUUUUAUCUGCUGACGUGUUUGUGCCAAAUGAAAAGUAAACCAAAAGAGUGAACCUCCGCCUGCAGUUGCUUAUACAUGUACCUACGAUAAUUUUUUACACAUACACCAAGCGUCAUAUCUUCCAAAUUAUUCUUUGUAACGGUGAACGAAGCAAGAAAUGCGACUAGCGAAAUGUGACUCAAGGCAAUUAAUUAAUCAAGAUGGAAAAACGAGUCGCUGAUUUGCCGAAGAGGAUGAUUUUUUUGUUCCUGGACCAAAAACGUUGGAAAUAAUCAGUGUCUGCCAUGUGAUGUCUUCUCUUUUUUGAUUCUCUCAAGUGUUUCCGAAAGUUUAUGAUCAACUAUACUGUGCCAAGUGUAGUGUUUAAGCCUACCCCUCUGCUCCACGUGUUGCAACAGAAGAAAUUAAAACAUAUUCGCACUGAGAAAAAGUAGAAAAUUACCCGAUCAAAAGAGUUAGGUUAGCAUUUUCGGCACUCUGCGUCGGCCAUCGACAAAAAUCUAAACGAGCUCAAGCGCAGCUCCUGACGACGAAAGAAAUUCUUCCUCAGGUUGCCAACCAUCGACCCUCAAGACUGCAGCACAGGUACCGGAGGCGGCCCGCCCCCAGGCCGCUGCCGCUCGCGACACACGCAAACAAACAUACACACACUAAGAAAAAAUGACGUAUGCAAACAAAAACACACGCUACACACACACUCGUACAUGCUCAACCCCUUUAUACAUUUUAAGACACAUGUUGUUAUUUUAAUUAAGGCGCCUUUUUGGAUCAACUGUUUUACUGUCGGCUGUAGACCAACUUUUCGAUCGGAAUUGUAAGCAGAGCAAAGUCUACUAGCGUCGCGAGUGUCGGUUUUGCUGCGCUAGGUGGCAUUUGGUUGGGCGCAUGUUGUGUCUGUCGGAUUUUAGUGCACGCGAGACGCGACGAAAGUGUCAAAUAAAUCAAAUAUCAUCCUCUAAGACGAUGUAAUUGUUGAUUAAUAAACAUGAUUGAUUCAAUCACA